AUGGCGCCCCGAGGAAGAGCUGAGUAUAUCGGCGAGAAUGCUGUACGCAGCUACUCUUCGUCACCAGAUCCCCUUGCUCUGUCGACCCACGAAAACACGAUAACAUCGACACGAAAGCCACAACACACACCACGGGCGCGAUCACGAACGAGCUCGCCAAUCAAGCAAACCUGCCGGCCGAGUGUGCAAGAAUUCGAAAUAUCUUCACCAGCCAAGUCUAUGGUCAUGAAUACACCAAGAACGGGCGGCGCCAGCCCAUGGCGCAUCAAAGUCACGGUCCAAGCUGAGCCUGAGAGUGACGGCGAAAACACCAUGUCGCCCAUGGUUAAGAAAGUUACACGCACCAAGACUACAUCGAUACCAUUGAAAGAUCACGAUGCGCCCGCACCUAUGAAACGAGGACGAGGACGGCCCAAGAAGACAGAUGCUGCUGGCAGCACACCAGCGAAGACCAAGCUAAAGGGUACACCAUUGAGAAGAGUAGCAAGUUCAAAGUCACGAGAUAGAAGUGUUGGCGCGGCAGGAUCAAGUGCGGUAGACAUCGAUACAGAUGCACCACCAAAGAGAAAACGGGGCCGUCCAAGGAGGGUUGUUCAGCCAGCAACGGAUGACGAAGAGACCCUGGUUGUUGAUGUGCCGGAAGAAGAAGGUGCGAGCGGAGUUGACAACACACCAUUACCUACCGAACAAGCGCGAACAAUAGCUCUCAAUCUCGACACACCGCAAGAUACGGAAAGAUCGAAGCCUCAACCUCGGAGAGGCACACCGCACGCCACAAACCCGCUCACGAUCGAGAUUUCCUCAGACGAGGAUUCAGAUAAAGCCAGCAAUAUCCUCACACCAAGUUCUGGAGAUGGAGGUGACGCUCACGCAGAGAGGUCCCAUGUGCACAUCUCAACACAAGCUGCAUCCGUACCUGCAGAAGAUGUUGGUUACGCGGAACCAUUCGAAAAUGGUGACGAUAAUGACGAGACUGGAUCAGACGACUUUGCAUUCGACGAGGGGACCACUAGGAUGCCGGACGACUCCACAAUCAUCGACAGCGAGGGCUUCAGCAUCAUUUCGGUCGAUUCACUGCCCUCGAGAUCCAGUCCACCGAAAGCAGCCGAGACCGGCAGCGCUCCAGUGCCGAGCAUUGCAUCAGUUCUGGAUCGGGAUCAGCCAAACACCGCCACGACACAACAACCGAGUCGUGAGCCGGGUGCAACUUCCAAGUCAUCUCCAGGACGCUCACGCCUCGUUCCUACCUCAAAGCCAGCUCACUCCUCACCUGGCCUUGCGCAACCGCGAUACAUCACACCAGCUGUUGACAACGAGAACCCAUCAGUCCCACCCUGUCUCCAACCUACUCGCGCAGCUCCCACCAAGAUCGAAACACCUAAGAUGGGGCGAGCCCUGACGGCAGGAGUUGCGCUGCAAGGACUCAUGGACCCGUCUCGCAUCACUCCAGAGUCGUCUGAGGAGCCCGCCGCCGAUCGACGUGGGUCUCUUGAUGACUUGUUUAGGGGGUUCAGCGAGAAGUCACGCAAGCAACUUCAAGACGGAUUGCGAUUGGGUGAACAGCUUGCGCAAGCCCAGGACGCUGAGCCAUCGUCUUCGAGGUUGAGCACAGGACGCACAGAGACUGUGCCAAAAGAGCGACCCAUCAGGACACAACGGAAAUGGAGGACACGUCUCCUGACCCCUGAAGAGGAACAAAAUCGUGAACCUGCGGAACCUGUUGCCGAAGAGCCAGAGGUUCAGCAUCCCACGUUACCUGCUGCGGAGCAAGUCAAUUUAUUGCCCAGUCCAACGAGGAGCGAGGACGAAGGCGAGAUGAGCUUCCAAGUCGACAGCAUCGUAGCAAGCGUAAUGGAAGAAGAAGCAGAGGAAUUUCAGACCACAACAAACAGGCAGAAAGGCUCUAGUUCUGCGCGUGAAGAGGCACGCGCGGUUAACGUCGAACACGAAGAGGACUACUCUGACUUAUGGCAAGAGGAGGGUAGUCACGCUUCUGAUUCGCCCGACCUUGCAUCGACCGAAAGAUCGUCAUCAAGAGAGCCAGAUCUGUUCAUUGAGAAUGCUGCCAGCAGGCCUAGCCGCGGCAGAUUUCAGCGUCGAAAUGUGCGUCAGCCUAGACGAAAAGAAGAAGCUGAAGCUUCGGAGUCAGCUUCCGCUAGUAUUGACAAGGGCAAAACAAGAGCUGUUGAGGAAGAUACUGCACAAGCAGAGUCUGAUGAGCCGGACGACAGCACGGCGAGCGAGGGCAGUGAUGACACUGGCAUGUUCUUCCAAUCGAGUAUGCCUGCAGUCUAUGAUAAGAAGCGACGUGACCGACGACGGGCAAAGACCGACAAGCUAGAUUUAUCAUUGCUGUUGAACGAGGGCAAGAGCCUACAGCCAGAACCAUCUCCAGAGAAGCAGGCCCCUUCCGCUCAGCCUAACCCGUUCCUGGACACUCCGCCUCGCUUUGCCGCGUUCCCUAGCUCACCGAAGAAGAGCAGUCCUCUUCGUCGCGAGCUUCACAGUACCGAUAUUAGUACACCUAGUCGCUUGCAAGAUGGGUCGACGCUACCCUCUGCUCAGAGCUCGCCGUUCCAUUCACGCAUCGACAGAGACACUUUGCUCUCUCCUGCAUCCGAUCAACGUCAGCUCCUUGCCGAGAUAGAAGGCGUAGACUUGACCACCAACAGUGUUCGUCUAUUGCGCGAUGAGGCUGAUGAAUAUCUCGAGGCUUACAGCCUUCAAGAGCGAUCGUUGAAUGAGAUCGAAGAGGUCACCGAGUACAGCAGGACGCUGCAGGGAGACUCAAUCAUCAUGCCAUCAAGCCCGCCUCUGGCAAGACAGAAAUUUGUGCAGCAUGUGGUAUCUUCACCAUACACGCCGAGUUCCGCAGCCAAACAGCCUCACUCCGGUAUUCCCUCAGAAACCACACCAACUCCGUUUACUCGUACAGCAGCAUCCCAAGAAGAGUCCAUAAUCGAGUCCUCCUUUGUGAGCACUAGCUCGGCCGGCCGCUCUGACGGCCUCCGUGCCGCAGCCCAACUCCAGCGCGAGUCUUCCGCCAGCGCAGGCCCUUCACCGACACGCGCUCAUCCUGUGCUCUCCAAAUUCGCUCCUCUCCCGCGCAUCGAGCCUUGGACAAAAACACACUACAAGACGCUCGACAAAUUACACGCCGCACACCUCAAACACCCCUCACUCUUCUGCUCCCUAACCAUCCCGCCCACAACACUGUCUCGCGCCAACGCGGCGCUUCUCGCUUCCUUCGCCGCGACAACGGAGAAGAACUACGUCGGCGCGCAGGUCUCGGCUUGGGGCUACACGUUCACCAUGACGCCCGAGCUGAUCACGCUCUGCGAGGUGUUCAUGCAUCUGCUCACUCUGAGCUCGGUCGCGGACUACGAGGCGCUGAGUGAAGAGCGGAUCGAGAUGGGUGACGUUGGACCCGGUAGGCAUGGGGACAAUAUUGGCAGGGAGGAAGUCAUGAGGAGGUUGUGUACGGUUGUGCUUGGUGAGUUCGUUCGGGCGGACGAGAAGAAGGGCUUCAACGUUAAGAAGACAGGAGUGCUGAGAAUUGUUGGUGCGAGUGGUGAGGUGCUCUGA
Messenger RNA from Didymella exigua CBS 183.55, 3585 nucleotides. RefSeq lists its product as uncharacterized. Bases 1 to 3585 code for a protein of 1194 amino acids. The record is from RefSeq and is a predicted model, not a curated record. Lineage: Eukaryota; Fungi; Ascomycota; Dothideomycetes; Pleosporales; Didymellaceae. Gene Ontology annotation, molecular function: DNA binding. The transcript has a single exon.